AUGUCUGUCCCAGAACCCACAAGUCGUCGCAACGGAGCCACCACCACCAUCCUGACACAAGGAAACGUCAGCCAAAUACCAAGAAGCAGCUACAGCGCCGUGGAACGAUUCAUGCGAACCCCGACCGCAGAAGGUCCAUACUUUGCUGGGGCACGAAUGCAAGAGAGAUCCACACAUCUCACAGUGCUGUCAAGCCAUCUCAAUGCAGUGGAUGAUAUUGUAAAAGCAAAAAGCUAG
Messenger RNA from Penicillium lagena, 237 nucleotides. RefSeq lists its product as uncharacterized. The transcript has 2 exons. NCBI's taxonomy places the organism in Eukaryota, Fungi, Ascomycota, Eurotiomycetes, Eurotiales, Aspergillaceae. The coding region runs from base 1 to 237 and encodes 78 amino acids. The record is from RefSeq and is a predicted model, not a curated record.